AUGGAACCUCACGACGUCGAGAUCCUCGUGCACGUAACCUCGCCGAGCAAAGUCUCCGAUGACGACACGUACAGACACCUCGCGCGGGCAUAUCUCGCUUUCCAGCCCGGAAGCAGAGUCGAUAUUAUCGCGCCCGCAACACUUCUGCCUUGCCCAGCAAGCACACCGCAACUACCUUCACUCAACCAGCGCCAUCGUGAUUUACACCCGUUGCCAGGACCGCCCCCGGAGUCCAGUCAGGACUACGUGACGCCGACUGUGGAAGAAGCCUUCUGUCCAGAAUCCCAAGACCUCAGCUUCCAGAGCGCAAUAGAUAAUCGGGCUUCGCCGCCUCUACGCGCAAAUACACGCUCUUCCUUACAAAGAAGGCUCCAAAUCGCGACUCCUUCGCCGUCGUCGUGGAAUCCGCCGCCCAGCCAAAUAAGCGACUCAUAUCCGCUUCCCGACGCCGGCAUCAUCAACGUCACGCCAACUCGAGUCCUGCAGCGCUAUCUCCAAAAGACGCCCUCAUCAAGCCCUCCCUCGCCCAAGGAUCACGCCAGAGCCGCUUCACCAAGAAGCAGCCUUGACCUUAUCAACAUCCCCUCGUCGAUACCCAUCCCCUCCGACAACGAGGCCCCAACCUAUCCCAAACCCGAUAUUAUUCCCGUCACACCCCAUCUCCCAGCCGGUCUUCACAAACGUCCCCUCCAAGAAGACGACGCUCUCGACAUCACCCACAUUUCCAACAGCUUCGUGUCCUCUCCCCGUGCCGAAUCCGCACCACCCCCAACCAAAAGCACCAAGGCCAUCGUCACCGCUACCACCGCGCCCCAAACAGACGUACCCCUCGCCCGCAGUACAUCUGACACCGGCCCAAUCCGCUCCUCAGACCUCUCCGCUAUAGAGCUCUUCUCCCACACACUAGACAUCAGGCCCCCUUCUCCAGAAACGUCAACGGUCAAUUUGGACCCCACCUCGCUCGUGUCGCCUAAACUCGACAAACUCUCCCGCGACCUUUCCACUCGCUAUAAGCCGAUAUCAGCCCGCCAAAUUGACCCCUUUGAGAGGGGCUACUGGCUGGUAGACUGCACGUCGUGGUCCGACCAGACUCGACUUGAUACAUGGGUGUUUCUGACGAAUUACUUGAGAAGCGGACUCGCCGGGUGGGGGGUCUGGUGUAGACGGGACAAAAUGCAUGAUUGGAUGCGUUUUUAUUGUUGGGGACAUGUGGCGAAACAUAUUUAUCUGCUCAUGUAUCUUGCUAGUGGGAGGGAGAUCAAGACCACGGGGGCGCGGUGGUUUGAUGCCGAAGGAGAAGUUGUUUUGGAAGUAGAAGGGGUUGCUAAAAAGUAA
Molecule: messenger RNA, 1335 nt
Organism: Metarhizium brunneum ARSEF 3297
Lineage: Eukaryota; Fungi; Ascomycota; Sordariomycetes; Hypocreales; Clavicipitaceae
Source: RefSeq, a predicted model, not a curated record